Diceros bicornis minor is the source of this 1194-nucleotide messenger RNA. Its product is annotated as deleted in malignant brain tumors 1 protein-like. The record is from RefSeq and is a predicted model, not a curated record. The coding region runs from base 1 to 1194 and encodes 397 amino acids. Lineage: Eukaryota; Metazoa; Chordata; Mammalia; Perissodactyla; Rhinocerotidae. The transcript is spliced from 6 exons. Gene Ontology annotation, cellular component: membrane.
AUGGGCUGCUCAGGACACGAGUCCGACCUGUGGAGCUGCAGCCACAACGGCUGGAACAGCCACAACUGUGGUCACCACGAGGAUGCCGGUGUCGUCUGCUCAGGGACCGAAUCGGGUUUAGCCCUGAGGCUGCGGAACGCAGGUGAUCGGUGUCAGGGGCAGGUGGAGGUCCUGUCCCAGGGUUCCCGGGGCACGGUGUCUGAUGCCAGCUGGGACAUCAAUGAGGCCAACGUGGUCCGCAGGCAGCUCGACUGUGGCCCAGCUUUCAACAACCAUGGAAAGCACUUCUGUGGAGACGCAGACGCCAACAGCCCCUUCCUUGCGAGGUUCCGCUCUGACCGGAAGACAGGCCCACAGUCCCCAGUCCACCCUGAGCGCAGCCACACCCACUUCCGAAGAUCUGGGCGCCCCAGGCGGGCCUUCUGGGUGUCCAGCAGGGCUUACAGCCACUCAGGAGGGCAGCAGCGGCAGUUUGGAACAGGAGCAUCUAACCGAAUCUCUCUGGAUGCCCGGCAUUUUGUCCCUCAGAAGGGACAGACAGUGAAAUCUCCGUGCUUUCCUCUAGAUGUGGCCUUGAGGCUGGUGAACGGAGAGGGCCGGUGUCAGGGCCGGGUGGAGGUCCUGUACCGGGGCUCGUGGGGCACCGUGUGUGACGACGGCUGGGACACCAAUGAUGCCAACGUGGUGUGCAGGCAGCUGGGCUGUGGCCAGGCCACGUCCGCCCCAGGAAGUGCCCGCUUCGGUCAUGGCUCAGGGCCUAUUGUCCUGGACGAAGUAGGCUGCUCAGGACACGAGUCCUACCUGUGGAGCUGCCCCCACAACGGCUGGCUCUCGCACAACUGCGGCCACGGGGAAGACGCCAGCGUCAUCUGCUCAGGGACCGAAUCGGGUUUAGCCCUGAGGCUGCGGAACGCAGGUGAUCGGUGUCAGGGGCAGGUGGAGGUCCUGUCCCAGGGUUCCCGGGGCACGGUGUCUGAUGCCAGCUGGGACAUCAAUGAGGCCAACGUGGUCCGCAGGCAGCUUGACUGUGGCCCAGCUUUGUCAGCGCAAAGAAAUACCCAUUCCUCUUUCCUCUUUGGAUUGCUCUUGCCCUUCUCCCAAGCCCACGACUUGCUCCAUCUGAGAGUCCCGCUCCCCCCCACUCUCUGCUCCUCCUUGGCCGGUGACCAAGUCUGGCUGCUGAGUAGUCUCUGA